AUGUCUUCAUUGUACGACGUCCUUGUCACUGGCUCGGCUGGUCAUCUCGGUACCGCUCUGAUGCUCAAGCUACCUUCUCUUGGCUUCAAACCCCUGGGCAUUGACAUUCUCCCCUCCCAAACCACGACACUUGUGGGCUCUGUCAGUGACCGAGCCUUUAUCUUCUCCCUUUUCAACUCCAACCCCAUUAAGCACGUCAUUCACGCUGCGACAUUGCAUAAGCCACACGUCUGCAGCCACAGCAAGGAGCAAUUUAUCUCGACCAACGUUAUUGGUACUCUUAUUCUCCUUGAAGAAUCUUCUAGGCUCGGAGAGCAGAUAGAGAGCUUUGUCUUCGUUAGCACAACUAGCGCUUUUGGUAUGGCGCUAAGUCCCAAGCCGGGGUACCCCGCCGCUUGGAUCGAUGAAUCUGUUGUUCCGUUGCCAAAGAAUAUCUAUGGUGUGACGAAGAUUGCGGCUGAAGAUAUGUGCGCACUGGUACAAAAGCAAAGUGGAAUGCCUGUUUUAGUCCUUCGCACAAGCCGAUUCUUUCCCGAGGAAGACGACGAUGAAGACCGCCGCGCGGCUAUGAGCGACGAGAACUUGAAGGUUCUAGAACUGGCCUACCGUAGAUGCGACCUUGAGGAUAUUGUCAGCGCGUCUGUCUGCGCAAUGAGAAAGGCCAAGGAUAUUCAAUGGGGGAAGUAUAUAAUAAGUGCUCCGCCACCUUUCAGCAACGAUAUACACACACUCGAUGCUUUGAAUCGAAACCCAGCCGAAGUUGUGACCGAGAUCUUUCCUGAUGUGAACGCCAUAUUCAAGGAAAAGGGGUGGAGACAUCUCGCAAGGAUCGAUCGAGUCUAUGAUUCAAGCAAGGCAGUAAAAGAACUGGAGUGGAAUCCGAAGUAUACAUUUGGAAAGACAGUGGAAAGGCUCGUGCGCGGCGAGACAUGGAUGAGUGACUUGACGGCGAGGGUAGGCAAAAAGGGCUAUCAUCCUGUAAGCACUGGAGUUUAUACCAAGAGAUGA
Penicillium antarcticum is the source of this 1008-nucleotide messenger RNA. Its product is annotated as NAD-dependent epimerase/dehydratase family protein. Lineage: Eukaryota; Fungi; Ascomycota; Eurotiomycetes; Eurotiales; Aspergillaceae. Gene Ontology annotation, molecular function: dTDP-glucose 4,6-dehydratase activity. The coding region runs from base 1 to 1008 and encodes 335 amino acids. The record is from RefSeq and is a predicted model, not a curated record. The transcript has a single exon.